CUUACUCCGGUCGGCUCGUCAUUUCCUCUGUCAUUCGAGCUCUUCGUGUUCUUCAAGUCACUUCAGCUCAACAAUUAGCAUAAUGGCGGACGCAGCUCCAGCCGGUCGUGGUGGAUUCCGUGGCGGUUUCGGUGGACGUGGUGGCGGUGGCGGUGGUGACCGUGGGGGCCGUGGUGGACCACGUGGUCGGGGCCGUGGACGCGGUCGCGGCCGUGGUCGUGGCAAGGACGAUUCAUCCAAAGAAUGGAUUCCAGUCACAAAGCUAGGACGUUUAGUACGCGAAGGAAAAAUCCGCACUCUCGAAGAAAUCUACUUGUUCUCUCUCCCCAUUAAAGAGUUCGAAAUCAUCGAUUUCUUCAUUGGAUCUUCAUUGAAGGAUGAAGUCCUCAAGAUCAUGCCUGUACAGAAGCAGACUAGAGCUGGUCAAAGAACUAGAUUCAAGGCUUUUGUUGCCAUUGGUGACAGCAAUGGGCACAUUGGUCUUGGCGUCAAGUGCAGUAAAGAAGUAGCCACUGCCAUUCGUGGGGCUAUCAUCUUGGCUAAAUUGAGUGUUGUACCUGUCAGACGUGGUUACUGGGGUAACAAGAUUGGUAAACCCCACACAGUACCUUGCAAGGUUACUGGUAAAUGUGGUUCAGUUGCUGUACGUUUAAUCCCAGCACCCAGAGGUACUGGCAUUGUAUCAGCUCCUGUACCCAAGAAGCUUCUGCAGAUGGCUGGUAUUGAAGAUUGCUAUACCAGCGCUAGAGGUUCCACUGGAACUUUAGGUAAUUUUGCAAAGGCUACUUAUGCAGCCAUUGCUAAGACUUACUCCUACUUGACACCUGAUUUAUGGAAGGAAAUGCCAUUGACAAAGACUCCAUAUCAAGAAUUUGCUGACUUCUUAGCGAAGACUGUUCACAAGCCAGGAAUGAGAACCAUUGACAUGAAUUAAUUUGAUUGCUGGUACAUCUAUUCAAAAUAAAACUUUGAAAAAAA
Molecule: messenger RNA, 978 nt
Organism: Ctenocephalides felis (cat flea)
Lineage: Eukaryota; Metazoa; Arthropoda; Insecta; Siphonaptera; Pulicidae
Product: 40S ribosomal protein S2
Exons: 4
Coding region: 83-934 (283 amino acids)
Biological process (GO): translation
Cellular component (GO): ribosome; cytosolic small ribosomal subunit
Molecular function (GO): structural constituent of ribosome; RNA binding
Source: RefSeq, a predicted model, not a curated record